Ciona intestinalis (vase tunicate) is the source of this 1298-nucleotide messenger RNA. The record is from RefSeq and is a predicted model, not a curated record. Lineage: Eukaryota; Metazoa; Chordata; Ascidiacea; Phlebobranchia; Cionidae.
UGAUUUGUGUUUUUAUGUCACACAGGAUUUUUGUUUACAGAACCUUAGAUUACUUAGCUUUUCCGUGACGCGCGUAUUUAGGGUGUAACUAACAGAUCGAACAAUUGUAUUUUAGUGUUUACAGUUCUACUGUAUUAAGUAAACAUUUCUUCGUUCAGUUCUUUUUGCAUUUGAUUUAUAAUGGCGUCAAGGAAGAAGACUUUAUUAAAAGUGAUUAUUCUUGGAGAUAGCGGAGUUGGUAAGACAUCUUUAAUGAACCAAUAUGUGAAUAAAAAGUUCAGCAACCAAUACAAAGCUACAAUUGGUGCUGAUUUUCUCACUAAAGAAGUUAUGGUUGAUGACAGGCUAGUUACAAUGCAGAUUUGGGAUACUGCUGGGCAAGAAAGGUUUCAAUCACUGGGCGUUGCUUUCUACCGAGGAGCUGACUGUUGUGUGCUUGUUUAUGAUGUCACAAUGCCAAACACAUUCAAAACCCUUGACAGUUGGAGAGAUGAGUUUCUUAUCCAAGCCUCACCACGCGACCCUGAAAACUUUCCAUUUGUAGUAAUUGGAAACAAGAUUGAUCUUGAAAAUCGAGUGGUAUCAUACAAGAGAGCACAAGGUUGGUGUCACAGUAAGAACGAUAUCCCAUACUUUGAAUGCUCAGCGAAGGACAACAUCAAUGUGGAACAAGCAUUUCAAACUGUGGCCAAGCAAGCUUUAAUGCAGGAAUCUGACGCGGAACUCUUCAACGAAUUUCCUGACCGCAUUGACCUUAAAAAUAACGAAAGCAAACCAAAAUCUGGAGAUUGCUCAUGCUAGGCUGUGUUUACAGGUAUCUCAAGUUUGACAGUGUUUUCCACCUCCGUGAUAUUUUCACAGUGUAUUCUGGUUUCCAAACCAUCUUCAUAUGUUGUUUGACUUCUUCUGAUAAGCAAGUUUAAGCUUACAGGUUUAAUACUAAUUGGUCCUUACUCUUUAGUAAUGAAAGAUACAGAGUGUGGUUCUUCUCCUUUCAGCCUGAAAUUAAUUUCUAAUCUUCUUAAAUUCUCCACCACGGGAAGUCCACUGAUCUUGUUCCUAAUCUGUUAAACUAAUUAUAUUCGUUGUAUGAUAUUGCUUCAUGUAUGUUACUUUUAUCUUGUGAAGCAAAUUCUGAUUCUUGAUUAAAAUUUCACCAAUAGCCCAAUGCAUCUAUGCCUGGAUUUACUUUUUUUUCAGACAAAUUAAAAAAAAAACUCUUAGACUGCGUUAUGUGUUUUUGUUCCAUGUGUUUUGUGUGCAAUAAUUGUACAUAAACCAUCACCAAUUUCAUCACC